AUGGAGACCCAUGCUCCAUUCGUUCAUGUACAUCCAUAUAUGAAGAAAGGGCACAGUAUCAAGGUGGAUGUACUAUCUCGUCAAGCCCAAGUUUCACCAAUAUUCAUAAAACCACAGAUUCUGCCCAUUUCUGAUCGAUAUGUUAGAGUUUAUGACCCACUAAUAAAUAAUUUGGAAUCACGGUCAGAUGAAAAUUAUAUCAUAGAGACUAAAUUAUACGAUAAAUAUAAAUCUAUAUUCAAUAACAUUUCAAGAGAAUCAUUAAUUAACUAUAGUAUUAGAAAAUCGGAUGAGAUAACGAAAGAUACACCACUCUCGGAAUCAAGCUCUAACACUUGCGACACCACAUCUACAAAUACAGAAACUACCAAGUCAGACUAUGUAGAAUCUUUGGAUAAUAACGAAUUCAACAAAAUUCUGGACUCUAAUGAAUUUAUUUCAUACCCAUGGGUCUCCGUAGUACCACACAUGGUUAAAUCAAUGUUUAAGUCCGUUAUUAACGAGGAAGUAUAUAUGUCAACAUUAUCAGAACACCCAUUUACUGAUUACACAUAUGAUUCAAUCAAAAUAUCUAAAAUUGACGUCAAAACGCCAGAACAAAUCUCUGAACCUGAUGUGGUAAGAUCACCAAAUUAUAUAUCCGAAUCUAACCAAAUGUCUGGACUAAGUGAAACUAGCCGUACUAAUGGAGUAUGUGAGCCUUCAAAAGGAUUUUUGGUAAAUGAAAAGUGUGUUAGAAGACUUUCCUCAGCUUUGACUUCAUUUAUUAAGGAGCUAGAUUACUGGAAUAAUUUGGUGGCAGAUUCAUUGUCGAGAACAGGCUCUAGCAGACUAACUCUUAGUGAAGCAAGAGUAUUCAUUAACGAUUACAGAUACAUUACUUUUGGCCUAUUGAACUCUGAACUGUCAAAUAGACUGGAGAAUGAGAUUAAGAUAGCCGAACACUAUUCUAAUAAGGUUCGCCAGAAGUUAUCAUCUAUUUUUGAUAAGGAAUCUGAGGAAAGUUGCUCAAUUGAUCUAUCAGUUGCAGAAAACUUACUUAAGGAAGGCUCACUAUUGACAUUUUCAACUCCAGAGUUUAUUUCACUGAGUCACCUUUUCUACAGUGUGGCAUCACUGAGGAAUCUGUUGGACGAGUCAAUACUGCGGUCAGAUAUCACAAAUUCUAACACAUUGAUUGAGGAAUGUGAUAAUUCAGUGAUCAAAAUACCGGAUUUAGAAAAUGUAAAGUUACACCUGUCAAAGAUAAUGUGGCUCAAUAACGCACAAAAAUACUCACAUAAGUCGGUAAACUAUAAACUCGUUGUUGAAUUGAUUGAUAAUACACCAGAGGAAUUAAAAUCACAUACACUGUACCAAAAUUUAAAAAAUAAAGUAGACAUGGCUUUUAAACUUAUUGAAAAAUUAAAAGAACCGAAAUUUAAAUACUUAACGUCAACUGACGAAUUAAGAAUAAAUAAUCAAAAUAAAGAUAAAAAUAUCGAGAAAAUUGUGGAUAAAGAUAAAAUUAUUGAUAAAGAAAAAAUUAUGGAGAAGGAUAGUGAUUCGGAAGAUGAGACUAGUGAUGAGGAGGAGAUUAGUGUUGAAAAUGGAAUUGAAAUGAAUAAAAAGUUGAAACCAGAGGAGUUGGAGGACAUACAUAAUAACUAUCAGGAAAUUAAUUUAAUAAUUCCAUCGUUUAAAAACAUAGAGCCAGCAUAUUUUAUGUGGAAAAGAUUUCAGAGGAGACUAAGAAAGGUGGAGGCGUUGAUUUCCUCAGAAAAUAGCGCAAACUGUACCAUAGAAUGUCUUGUACUGCUACAACAAGCGGAAACGCUGAAAGAAUAUAUUGAUAUAGAUAAUGUUUUGGAGCCAAUUAACUCGGAUGUUGAGAACUCUCUCAAGUUUGAAAAGAAAUGCAGAAACCUCUUGAACAGAUUUAAUAAUUGGUCAAUCACCAACGAUUUUAUCAAAUUCAAAACCGAAUGGAAUUCCUUAAACAACUUUAGAAAAAAUGCCACAGUUAAUAAAAAGGACCUGCAAGAUUUAAUUAACCUCGUCAAUUUAUACAAUAAUCGAGAAACAGUAGAGUCAGAUAACCAAGAUUCUAAAACAGAAAAUAUUGUUAAAGAUCAAGAGGACGAAUUAGUAUUGUUGAAGCCUAAAAUUAAGCGUAGAAAAUCAAUGAAAAGGUUGGAGAAAUCGCAAUCGGAAAAGGGAUCCGAUUCUGUAGAUGAUGAAGACAAGGAUAAAUCAACCCUAUCAACUAAUCCACCAGAGAUUACUAGAGAAAAAGUUGAUUUCCAGGAGAUAGUGGAACUGUUUAAUGAGUUCUGGAAAUUAAGAGUAAAAAAUUGGCAAAUUUUCAGGAAUUUGGAAGAGAUACACAACUCGUGUUUAGACCUAAUAGAUAAAGCCGAAAACAUAAUCAAGGAUUUAAAGCAAGGAUUAAGGUCAGAAGAAGUUUUUUCAAGUUUGAUUUUAAUCACAAUUGAAACUCUGAAAUUUGGAGCUAAUCUACACCUGGAUAAAAAAUUACUAAACUCAGUAAAAUACUGUUUGUGGAUCAAAAAAUUAUACAUUUCAUUGAAUAAACUUUACAAUUUCUUAACAUCAAAUGAAAAUGAUAGUAAUAGUGAAUUAGAAAUUAAGGCAGAUAAAGUUUAUACUAAUCGUGAAAUGAAUAUUGAAGCUGAUGAAUCUAGCAGUAAGUCAGAUGAAGUGUCAAUACCAUCAGAAGAAUCCAAUUCAGAUUCUGAAGAUGUGGAAAUUGAACAUGAAAAUAAUCAGCUAAAGGUAUUUGUAAGAAGGUUUAAAAGUCUUGGAGAAGAAUUUGAUAAGGAUUCCAUGGAAGAAUUCGUUGACUCCACACACCCAAUCUCAUUUUAUAUUAACAUAACACAAGAACAAUUCAAUAAAGUAAACUCAACAAUUAAUAAAAUAACACACACUAAUGAUAAUUAUGAAAAAUUGCUGGAAUCUCAAAAAAUAUUCACAUUAACAGAAGAAGAUUUCAUACGAGAGUUCACAACACAACAAUAUGUUUAA
Molecule: messenger RNA, 3027 nt
Organism: Theileria annulata
Lineage: Eukaryota; Apicomplexa; Aconoidasida; Piroplasmida; Theileriidae
Exons: 2
Coding region: 1-3027 (1008 amino acids)
Source: RefSeq, a predicted model, not a curated record